AUGCCGGCGCUCGACCUCCGCCCCGAGAUGGCGCACGCGCACCAGCCCGUCAUGUCGCCGUCGCACCACGGCUGGGACGGCAAUGGCACCGUAGUCGUGCCCACCCCUAUGCCCAAGAGGCUGGACGGGAAGGUGGCCAUUGUGACCGGCGGCGCGCGGGGCAUCGGUGAGGCCAUCGUGAGGCUGUUCGUGAAGCACGGGGCCCGGGUGGUGAUCGCGGACAUCGACGACGCCGCCGGGGAGGCGCUGGCGUCGGCGCUGGGCCCGCAGGUCAGCUUCGUGCGCUGCGACGUGUCCGUGGAGGAGGACGUCAGGCGCGCCGUGGACUGGGCGCUGUCGCGGCACGGCGGGCGGCUCGACGUCUACUGCAACAACGCCGGGGUGCUGGGCCGCCAGACGCGCGCCGCCAAGAGCAUCCUCUCCUUCGACGCGGGCGAGUUCGACCGCGUGCUCCGCGUCAACGCGCUGGGCGCCGCGCUCGGGAUGAAGCACGCGGCGCUCGCCAUGGCGCCGCGCCGCGCCGGGAGCAUCGUCUCCAUCGCCAGCGUCGCGGGGGUGCUCGGCGGCCUGGGGCCACACGCCUACACCGCCUCCAAGCACGCCAUCGUGGGGCUCACCAAGAACGCGGCCUGCGAGCUCGGCGCGCACGGCAUCCGCGUCAACUGCGUGUCGCCCUUCGGCGUCGCCACGCCCAUGCUCAUCAACGCCUGGUGCCAGGGCCACGACGACGCCGGCGACGCCGACCUCGACCUCGACAUCACCGUGCCCAGCGACGAGGAGGUGGAGAAGAUGGAAGAGGUGGUCAGGGGCCUGGCCACGCUCAAGGGCCCCACGCUGAGACCCAGGGACAUCGCCGAGGCGGUGCUCUUCCUGGCCAGCGACGAGUCCAGGUACAUCUCCGGCCACAACCUCGUCGUGGACGGCGGCGUCACCACCUCCAGGAACCUGAUCGGCCUGUGA
Messenger RNA from Miscanthus lutarioriparius, 960 nucleotides. Lineage: Eukaryota; Viridiplantae; Streptophyta; Magnoliopsida; Poales; Poaceae. The record is from the annotation of a GenBank genome assembly.